Heteronotia binoei (common prickly gecko) is the source of this 4292-nucleotide messenger RNA. RefSeq names its product EPH receptor A1 (gene EPHA1). Gene Ontology annotation, cellular component: plasma membrane; neuron projection. Bases 18 to 2936 code for a protein of 972 amino acids. Gene Ontology annotation, biological process: protein phosphorylation; axon guidance; cell surface receptor protein tyrosine kinase signaling pathway. Gene Ontology annotation, molecular function: protein binding; ATP binding; transmembrane-ephrin receptor activity. The record is from RefSeq and is a predicted model, not a curated record. The transcript has 18 exons. NCBI's taxonomy places the organism in Eukaryota, Metazoa, Chordata, Lepidosauria, Squamata, Gekkonidae.
UGCCUCCGCUGGGGACUAUGGAGGGGAGAUUUCCUGGCUGCCCAACAGGUCUCUCCCUGGGCUUCCUUCUGCUUUGGGCUUCCCUUCCUCGUGGGAUACCCGGCAAAGAAGUGAACCUCCUCGACACAAGUACUGCUCAGAAUGAGCUGGGCUGGUUGCCAGAUCCUCCGGAUACUGGGUGGAGCGAGGUCCAGCAGAUGCUAAACGGCACUCCAGUAUACAUGUACCAGGACUGCAGUGUCCUUUCAGAGGGCGACCCAGACCACUGGCUCCGCACCAACUGGAUCUUCCGGGGCGAGACCUCCUCUCGCGUCUACGUGGAGCUGAAAUUCACCAUCCGGGACUGUAAGAGCUUCAGAGGGGAGGUGGUGAGCUGCAAGGAGACCUUCAACCUCUACUACAUGGAAUCAGACCAAGAUGUUGGCAUCCAGUUCCGCCGCCCGCCCUUCAUCAAGGUCAAUACUGUCGCAGGAGACCGCAGUUUCACAAGCCGGGACAUUGAACAGGGCACCCUGCAACUGAACACGGAGGUGUCCACUAUCAGGAACCUGCGUCAGCGUGGAUUCUACCUGGCCUUCCAGAACUCUGGGGCUUGCGUCGCGUUGGUCUCGGUGAGAGUGUACUACAAGACCUGCUCAGAAACGAUGCGCAGUCUGGCUAACUUCACCGAGACGCUGGCGAGCUCCGAGGGGUUGGUGGAGGUGCCUGGCGUCUGCCUCAAAAACGCUGCUGAGGAAGUGGGGUUGGCCCCCAGGAUGCAUUGCAGUCCCGACGGGGAGUGGUUGGUUCCGAUGGGUCGCUGCCUGUGCAUCCCUGGCUUUGAAGAGGCGGGAGGAAGAUGCGUCACUUGCCAGCCGGGGUUCUUCCGGCACUCACCGGAGAUGGACCAGUGCCUCAAAUGCCCUCCAAACAGCUCCUCCAGUUCUCCUGGGGCCACAUCCUGCCGUUGCCUCAGAGACUUCUUUCGGGCAACCCAUGAGGACCAAACUGUUGCUUGCACACGCCCCCCUUCUGCUCCCCGCAAUCUCAGCUUCUCUCUUUUGGGGAGCCAGCUUUCCCUCACGUGGAAGCCCCCCGUCGACCAAGGCGGCCGCAAGGAUCUCUCCUACAGCGUCACUUGCGAGAACUGCAGACUUCUCUUGUGCGAACCUUGCGAGAGCGGCUUGGCAUUUUCCCCCGGCACGUCAGGCCUGACCAGUCCGUCCGUGGUGGUGGACGGCCUGGAGGCUUACAGCAAUUACAGCUUCACGGUGCAAGCUCAUAAUGGGGUGUCGGCGCUCAGCCCCACCUCGCACAGCAGUGCCAGGUCUGCCAUCCAGGUCUCAGUGGGGCACGCAGCUCCCAUCACGGUGUCCUACCUCAACAUGGUGAAGCAGAACGACACCAGCCUCUCAGUCACGUGGCAGGCACCACACAUCCGCAGCCAGAACGCCGUGAGCUUUGAGGUCAUGUACUUUGAGAAGGGAGAAGAGAAACUCUACACUGUCCACCACCUCCAGGAACCCAAAGUGACCUUGGUGAACCUGCAGCCUGACACAGCCUACAUUUUACGUGUGCGCUCCGUCACCCCCUUGGGAAAUGGACCCUUUUCACAGGAACAGGAAUUCCGCACCCUGCCACAAGACACCGGGGUGCCUUCUGGAGGAGUGAUUGUCUCCAUUAUCUUUGGAAUCCUGCUGUUUGUCGGUCUGGUUGCAGGGUUCAUCGUCUGCCGGCGAAGGCGCACUUAUCAUCACCGUGCACGGCCAAGUCACGAGCACUCUGGCUACGACAGAGAUGAGAUCUGGUUGAAACCUUAUGUAGAUCUUCAGCCCUACGAGGAUCCCAGCCGGGGAGUCUUAGAAUUCACAAAGGAGUUGGACCCAUCUCUUGUCAACAUUGAGACCAUUAUCGGCGAAGGUGAGUUCGGGGAAGUCUAUCGGGGGACUCUGCGCUUAGCAGGGAAGGAACGUGUCAUCGUGGCCAUCAAGACCCUGAAGUCGAGUUACUCGGACUCGACAUGGUGGAACUUCCUGCGCGAGGCGACCAUCAUGGGCCAGUUUAAUCACCUCAACAUCGUGCGGUUGGAGGGAGUCGUCACAAAACGGAACCCCAUGAUGAUUAUCACUGAGUACAUGGAGAACGGAGCUCUCGACACUUUCUUACGGGAGAACAUGGACAAGUUCAGCGCAGUGCAAUUAGUCACCAUGCUACAGGGCAUCGCCGCGGGGAUGACCUACUUGUCAGAUCGCAACUACGUCCACCGAGACCUGGCAGCCCGUAACAUUCUGAUAUCUCAUAACCUUCAGUGCAAAGUAUCCGAUUUUGGCCUUUCCCGAAUCUUGGAAAAUGACGUGGAAGGCACAUACGAAACAAAGGGCGGCAAGAUCCCCAUUCGGUGGACAGCCCCGGAGGCCAUAGCUCAUCGCAUCUUCACCUCGGCCAGUGAUGUGUGGAGUUUUGGUAUCGUCACAUGGGAGGUGUUUUCGUAUGGCGACAAACCGUAUGGGGACAUGAGUAAUCAGGAGGUGAUGAAGAGCAUAGAGGAUGGGUACCGACUGCCCCCGCCCGUGGACUGCCCUUCCAUCGUUUACGAGCUCAUGAAACUGUGCUGGUCGUACAAUCGGACGCGGCGGCCCCGUUUCCGGGAGAUCCAUGCUCAGCUGGAGCACUUCACCUCCAGCCCCCAUUUGCUUCGGGCUGUGGCAGACUUUGACCCUAGGGUGACACUCCGGCUGCCCAGCUGUAGCGGCUCUGACGGAAUCCCCUACCGGUCCAUCCCCGAGUGGCUGGAAUCCAUCCGCAUGAAACGGUACAUCAUCAACUUCCGCACAGCCGGCCUGAACACCAUGGAAUCCAUCCUGGAGCUCACUGCCGAGGACUUGAAGCAGAUGGGUGUGUCCCUUCCUGGCCACCAGAAGAGAAUCCUGUGCAGCAUCCAGGGCUUCAAGGAUUAAGGGGUCCCUUGGCACGAAGCAGUCACUGGGCACAUGCCCACUGCCCUGGCUUUGGAGUUCUGCCCGGGAAGAGGAGAAGAGGGGAUGGGGCAAGCCCAGCCGACCUUGAACCAAACUCUCCCUCAACCCGUGAGGACCGGCCUCAGGCUCCUGGACCGAGCAGCAGACACUUUGGCCUCUGUGGCAUUGCAGUGGUCCCUCCAAAGGAGAAAGGGGGGGCUUCAGCUGACCCAGGAAGGACCCUCCCCGCCACUGAACACUCAGGGCCCCCCUGUGCCUCUCUGGCCAGAAAGCAGCAUCACUCCAGAACACUGUUUUGCCUUCGUUUCCUGCCUUUCCUCUUCUCUGCCCCCCCCCCAGCCGCACUUCAUUUCCACGUUUUCCGAAAUCUGCAGCAGCACCAACUCAUUUCAUGUCGAGCAUCGAAAGCAAUGGUUGCGAAGAAGCUGAAGCCACCCUGCCUGGAAAGACACUUAAGGUGCCUUCUUUGAGCAGGAGUGGGAACAUAAGAGAGCCCAUUUUGGAUCAGGCCAAUGGCCCAUCCAGUCCAACACUCUGUGUCACACAGUGGGCAAAAAAACCAGGCGCCAUCAAGAGGUCCAUCAGUGGGGCCAGGACACUAGAAGCCCUCCCACUGUUGCCCCUCCCAAGCACCAAGAAAACAGAGCAUCACUGCCCCAGACUUACAGACAUAAGAGAAGCCAUGUUGGAUCAGGCCAAAGGACCAUCCAGUCCAACACUCUGUGUCACACAGUGGCCAAAAAACCCAGGCGCCAUCAAGAGGUCCAUCAGUGGGGCCAGGACACUAGAAUCCCUCCCACUGUUGCCCCUCCCAAGCACCAAGAAUACAGAGCAUCACUGCCCCAGACAUACAGACAUUAAGAAAAGCCAUGUUGGAUCAAGCCAAUGGCCCAUCCAGCCCAUCCAGUGGCCCAAAAAACCCAGACGCCAUCAGGAGAUCCAUCAGUGAGGCCAGGACCAUCCAGUGGUAUUUGUGGGGCUCGGAGGGGAGGAGGAAGGAAGGGAACACCCCUCAGCACUGACUGUAAGAGAUGGGGGGCGGGGAGAGGAGGGCUGCCUCCGUGGCUCAGGCGCCUUGGCCUAUCAAAGCAAAAUCCUUCACUCGCACCAACAGGCCUUGCUUGCUGUAGGCUCCUCUAAUCCAGAAUCUAACCCUGCAAGGGGAGGCAACCAUGUUUACAGCAGGGCAGCACUUGCUCCUGGGAGCUUUGUUUCCUCAAGUUGAGGACCUUGCCUAAAGUAUUUAAUAUGUCAGGGAAGAGGAGAAUCCUAGGCUUGGAAGAUAUCUCGUGUUGUAUAUAGUGUUUUGUAAAUAAACGCAACAUGUAUAUGUAU